UUUGCGCUUCCGCGUUUACGGAACCGGCGGCGUUGGACUCCCGGCGUUCAGAGAAACUCCAGCUGAGCGGAGCUUUAUGGUAUCAGUCUGGAGAUGCUGAACUGCUGCCUGGCACCUCCAUCAUCUGCACCACCAUGUCUCUGAGCAACAACCCACACUAUCUGCUGGGCAGGAUCCGCUUCCUGAACAGGUGUAUUGAGAGUUUGAGGAAGGGGGAGUCGGUACCCGAGUGUCUGUGUUAUGUCCCCAAAGAGGAGUGCUACAAAAUCUGCAAGGACUCAUCAUCUGCCUCUGCCUCCUGCGGAGCUUCCACCGGCUCCAUUGGAACUCUCAUAUCAGUCUAUGAAAGUCCUCAUCAUCCUCCGAAUAGCAAGACAUUAUGCAAAUACAAUCUUGAACUGAAGAAAGGAACUUGCAUCUGGACAACGGGAGAGAAAUUCUGUAACGACCAGGGCCUGUGGGUUAAAAUCAGCAAGGAGCAGCUGGAGGAGCAGCGUCCGGGCCAGGAGCUGGAGGAAGGCUGGAUCCUGGUGUGUAAACACACUGAGGGGGGUGACAGCCUGGUACCAGUGGAGUCUCCAGAAACCAUCAGCAGGCAGCAGCAGCUCCUCGGCUUCGACCACAAACCCUGCAACCGGUGGGAGCAGGUGGUGGACGUGGUGGAAAACGCUCUUUACAAAACCAACAAACCCCAAAUCGCGGCGUGUGACGGCGCUGCCGUCCAGAAGCUGAGGUACGUUCCUCCUGGAUGGACGUUUGAAUGUGAUGAGGAUCUGGUGCACUACUUGUACGACCAGAAAGAGGAGGAGGACGUGAUGCAGAAGUGUGGGGAACAGAUCCUGGGAUGUUUGAAAGACUCUGUGAGGAGCAUCAGUGUGUCUUCAAACGAGGAUUAUUACGGCCCGAGACGUAUGACGGAUGAAGAUGUUGACACAUACUGGGAGAGUGCAGGCAAACGAGGAGAACACUGGAUCCGCCUGGAGAUGAGGAGAGGCGUUGUGGUUGAGAAAAUGAUGCUGAGUGUAAACAUGGAUGACCAAAACUAUAUGCCCAAGAAAAUCACAAUCCAUGGAGGCGGCAAACACCUGAAGAAGCUGAACGAGGUCGACGUAGAUGAAACUGUGACUGAAGAAGUGUGUGUACUGCAGGAUAUGACCUGCCAUCUUCCUGUCAUUGAGAUUCGAAUCGAGGAGUGUGUAGACAACGGGACAGACGUCCGGAUCCGAGGCUUGUCGAUCACGUCGUCCCGUGAGAAAGACCUCGGCGUCAAUGCAGACGAGUUCCGGUCGUCGAAGCUGGUGCGCUACCCCCGUCUGCUGAGUGUCCCACCUGACGUCCUGUACCACAGAGCGCUGCUCAUUCAGAGGUUUGUCCAUCUCCUGGACAGCGUGCUGCCCUAUUUGGUGCCAGCCUGGAACUACAGCCUUGGUGACUUCAGCAAAAUCAAGUGCAUAAAGCAGUUUUUGCUGCUGUCCAAACGCCGCUUUGAGCUCAUGACUCAGAGCCUGCAGGACUCUGAGACCCCGGAGCCACCAAGAAGACCGAAAGUGGUGGUCAACAGGGGUCUGGCUGCGGCGCACAGAGAAAACCCGUCUCUGGACUCCAGCUGCAGGAACAGCCUGUUCAAUCAGAUGUACGAGGUUCUCAAGGGAUCUGCCAAAUGGAAGAAGACUUUGAAUUACAGAUGGCCCAGUACUUAUGAACAAUGGUGGGAAUGUGACUUUAUUGGCGAGGGAAUCAGCGACCAUGGCGGUGGGUUUCGGGACAGCCUGACAGACAUAUCGGAGGAGCUUUGUCCUAGCUCCGCCGAGAGUGCGUUACCUCUGCCCUUCUUCAUCCGGACUUCCAACCAAGAUGCUUCAGACACCAAAGAUUACUACGUCCCAAACCCGGCCUGCAAAGAGUUCCACAAGUAUGAGUGGAUCGGUCAGUUAAUGGGAGGUGCCCUCAGAGGGAAGGAGUUCUUGGUCUUGGCUCUGCCCAGCCUGGUGUGGAAGCAGUUGACUGGAGAACCUGUCAUCUGGAGUAAAGACUUUCUAGCAGUCGACUCUGUACUGGUGAACCUGCUGGAGGCCAUGGAGAACAUGGACCAGGAGACGUUUGAGUUCAGGUUCGGGGAGGAGCUGGUCUACACCACACUGCUGACCGACGGCCAGAUGGUGGAGCUCAUCCCCGGCGGCAGCAACGUGUCGGUUCACUACAAGGACCGCAGCCAGUUCAUCCGCCUGGUGCAGAAGGCUCGGCUGGAGGAGAGCAAACAGCAGAUUGCAGCCAUGCGGGCGGGGCUGCUGAAGGUGGUCCCUCAGGCCAUGCUGGACCUGCUCACCUGGCAGGAAGUGGAGAAGAAGGUGUGCGGAGACCCAGAGAUCACAGUGGAAGCCCUGAAACUAUCUGCACAAUUUGGAAGACAGACACAAAAUGACCAGAGAGUGCAGUACUUCUGGGAGGCGCUGACAAACUUCACCAAUGAAGACCGCAGUCGCUUCCUCAAGUUUGUUACUGGUCGGAGUCGUCUUCCCACACAUUUCUGGGUCUAUUUUGAUAGAGAAAGCAGCUCUACAACAAACGACGAGCUUCCCCGUGCAUCGACUUGCAGCCACAGUCUUGAGCUACCAAAGUACACAAGCGCGAAGGCCUGUGAGGAGAAGCUGCGUUUUGCAGUGUACAACUGUAUGAGCAUCGACACUGACAGAGGCUGACAAGCCCUCCUGCUGCUCAACGACCACUGCAUGCUCAACAAACUGCAGUUGAGAAGAAACACUCCAAAUUAUUCACUAAAUACUGAAGUCUGCUAAUCAAACUUUAUCUGUAUAUAAUCAAGAUUGACAUGAGAAUAUAAUUAAAGAGGGAUUUUAUUGACACCUUCUGUGUGUUGUGUUGGUGCAUCAUGAAUGAUUGUAUGUAAUCAAUGAAGGUAUAAUGACAACUGUGCAAAACUGCUUCAUUUCUCUUUGUGGUGAUAUGUAACGGGCAGAAAUGGAUUUAUGGUAAAUGGACUACACUUCUAUAGCGCUUUUUCAUCUGCAUUAGCACAGACCAAAGCGCUUUACACUGUAUUAUCACAUUCACCCAGUCACACAUAUUCACACACCAGUGGAGGCGGCUGCCAUGCAAGGCGCUCAGUCCAUCCACCGGGGGCAAUCCAGGGUUCAGUGUCUUGCCCUUCGACAUCCAGACAGGUGGAGACCGGAAUCGAACUAACAACCUCCCGAUUGUCAGACGACUGCUCUCCCCACUGAACCACAGCCGCCCCAAAUUUAUACCACAAACUGAAUAAUAACAAAAUUGUGUCAGAAAUACUGAUGCUCAGGAAGUAGCUUGAAGGGAGCAGGAAGUAUUUUGAUUUGUUUUGAUUGUAGAUGUUUUUUAUUCACAAGUUCCUUUCUGUGUGUUUGAUUAUUAGAUUUAAAACUGGAGCAAUUUAUGCAUGAAGACCACAAAUCACAACAAAAGAAGACAAACCACUGAAAAGUAAGAUAUAUCACUGGUGAUUGUUGAGCAGAAUAAAUCAAAAAGCAACUCAAAUGUCU
Molecule: messenger RNA, 3530 nt
Organism: Salarias fasciatus (jewelled blenny)
Lineage: Eukaryota; Metazoa; Chordata; Actinopteri; Blenniiformes; Blenniidae
Product: E3 ubiquitin-protein ligase HECTD3-like
Exons: 20
Coding region: 135-2699 (854 amino acids)
Biological process (GO): proteasome-mediated ubiquitin-dependent protein catabolic process
Molecular function (GO): ubiquitin-protein transferase activity
Source: RefSeq, a predicted model, not a curated record